Sabethes cyaneus is the source of this 5250-nucleotide messenger RNA. RefSeq lists its product as uncharacterized. The coding region runs from base 1 to 5250 and encodes 1749 amino acids. NCBI's taxonomy places the organism in Eukaryota, Metazoa, Arthropoda, Insecta, Diptera, Culicidae. The record is from RefSeq and is a predicted model, not a curated record. The transcript is spliced from 3 exons. Gene Ontology annotation, biological process: DNA integration. Gene Ontology annotation, molecular function: zinc ion binding; nucleic acid binding.
AUGCCCACAGACAAGAAAACCGAGAAGAAGCUAACUGAACUGCUAGUGGCUAGAAAGGCAGUAUAUGUGGUGCGCGAUUCGGUGGAAAAUUUCGUUCAACGUUACGAUAAUGAACGUGAUGCUUGCCAGAUUUUCGUCCGUUUGGAAUCGUUGGACAAAAUGUACCAGGAAUUCCAUCAAGUGCAGAGUGAAAUCGAAAAAAUAGACGAUGCUGAAAUGUUAGAUACCCAUCUUAUUGAACGAUCUGAUCUGGAAACGCGCUAUUGUGUAGCGAAAGGAUUUUUGCUUUCCCGAAGAGCACCCGAUCUGAACCAAACGGGGCUCAAUACGUCUAUCAUGCCCGCGCCACAUACCCCUUCCAACACCUUCCACUUAAGACUGCCUAAAAUCGAUCUCCCAAAAUUUAAUGGAGAUUUUACAAAAUGGUUGUCGUUUCGGGAUACAUUCAGCUCCAUGGUUCACUCAAACGCUGACAUCCCCAUGGUUGCAAAAUUGCAGUAUCUGCUGCAAUCUCUCCAAGGUGAAGCACAAAAACCUUUUGAAAGUGUCGAUAUUGAGGCAGACAAUUAUGCAUCGGUGUGGGAUGCAUUAUUAAAACGAUACGAUAAUCGUCGGUUCCUGAAAAAGCAGCUGUUUAGAUCAAUUUACGAUCUCCCACAAAUGAAAAGAGAAUCUGCUCAGGAAUUGCACGAACUUAUUGAUGAAUUCCAACGCCACGUGAAAGCUUUAGCGAAGUUGGAGGAACCAAUCCAAUAUUGGGACACUCCAUUGAUUAACAUUCUAUGCUACAAGCUCGACCCAGCAUCAUUGCGUGCCUGGGAGGAACGAAGCAGUCAAAUGGAAGAGGUUAGCUACGAUGCUUUAAUAGAAUUCCUUCAUCAAAGAGUGCGCAUACUGAAAUCUGUUGAGUCAGAUUUAUUACAACGUUCGCAGUUUAAUCAUACCAGAAUGCCCGGUGUGAAUCAGAUCCAUAAAAAAGGCUUUCCCCCAAUAACAGUAGCCAAUGCUGUUGCCUCCCAAAGUAACCCGUCAGUGCCAUCGUGUGUCGCUUGCCGCGAGAAUCACUAUUUGUUUCAAUGCUCAACCUUUGAAAAAAUGUCAGUAAGUCAGCGUCGGGAGCUGAUUACCCAACGCAAACUAUGUUGGAAUUGCUUCCGUACUGGUCAUCAAGCGAGAACCUGUGGAUCCAAAUACAAGUGUCGUGUGUGUCAUGAUCGUCAUCAUACGUUAUUGCAUGAUUUCUCUCCAUCGAAUUCUUCUCCAGCGGUGACAAUACCUGUUCCAGAGCAGCAACCGAAUCCACCAUCGUUCGCACUCCCAGGAAAGGCAGGGCCUUCCAAUGUUCAAGUUAGUUUAGCGGUUCAGUCUCGUCCAAGUACAGUUUUAUUAGAAACAGUUUCCCUUCACGUCGUCGAUGAUUAUGGACACAUCUUUGAAGCUAGAGCUCUAUUAGAUUGUGCCUCGAUGUCGAAUUUCAUAUCGAAAAGGCUUGCCAAUCUGCUCUGCAAUCGCCAAUCCAAAGUAAAUGUUAAUGUUGCGGGAAUUGGUCAAUCCUUGAAAACAUUAAAGCGCACUAUAACCGCAAUAGUCAAAUCUAGAGUUUCUCCAUUUUCCACGAAGCUUGAGUUUUUGGUAAUCGAAACACCCACUAAUGAUUUACCAACCGUACCCGUACAAGUCAGCUCGUGGAAUCUUCCGAAUGUUGCUCUCGCGGACCCGAAAUUUCACACUACCAGCCAAAUAGAUGUUAUCAUUGGCGGAGAAACAUACUGGGAAUUGCACACAGGCAAGAAAAUCUCCUUAGGAUCCGGCCAACCUCAAGCUAUCGAAACCCUCUUCGGCUGGACAGUUUCCGGUUCAACAUAUCAAGAUGCUUCACCCACAACGAAAGAAUGUUUUGUUUCAACUGCUGAAAGCAGACUCGAAGAUGCAGUACAGCGAUUUUGGGAACUAGAGACACUAGUAGAGCAAAAUACACAGUCUCUUUCAGAAAAACGCUGCGAGGAAUUUUAUGCUCCCACCACAAUAAAAAACUCUUCUGGGCGAUACGUCGUUCGUCUUCCGAAGACCGAAAACACUGAGAUCGUUCUAGGAAAUUCUAGGCUUAUAGCUGAACGCAGAUUCCACAGCCUCGAGCGUCGGUUAGACCGUGAUCCCGUCGUAAAAUCAUCCUACCACCAAUUCAUGCAUGAGUACGAGCAAUUGGGGCAUAUGAGACGAAUUUGUGACCCUGUCGACGAUUCAAUCGAACACUGCUACCUCCCACAUCACCCGGUAUUUAAACUUUCGAGUACCACCACGAAGACUAGGGUAGUCUUUGAUGCGUCAUGCAAGACGGCAUCUGGAUACUCGCUGAACGACUGCUUGCUCGUAGGCCCGGUCGUCCAACAAGAUUUGUUAUCUUUGGUCAUGCGCUUCCGAACACACGCUAUUGCAUUGGUGGCCGACAUAGAAAAAAUGUACCGACAGGUACAAGUACAUUCAGAGGACCGACCGCUACAAAGAAUCCUAUGGCGCAACAACGUCAAGGACCCCAUCGCCUCGUAUGAGCUACAGACCGUUACGUACGGCACAGCCUCCGCACCGUACCUUGCCACUAAAACCCUCAAGCAGUUAUCAAUUGACGAAAGUCACAAUUUUCCCGCCGCUGCUGAUCCUGUAUCUAACGAUUUUUAUGUUGACGAUUUUUUAUCUGGAGCUGAGGAUGUCCAGACAGCCCGUGAAAUUCAACGUCAAGUUACACUCAAGCUUUGCACCGCUGGUUUCCCACUAAAAAAGUGGGCAUCGAAUUCAUCGGAUGUGUUAAAAGGCAUUCCGUCUGAGGACCGUGCAAUUCAACCAUUUGUCGAUAUGCAAGACGAACAAUCCAUAAGCACACUCGGUUUGAUCUGGGAGCCCAAAACCGACACCUUUCGUUUUAAAGUGGACUUACCGUUGCCAGCAGCUGUUUUGACUAAAAGAAAUGUGAUGUCCUACAUAGCUCAAAUCUUUGAUCCUCUUGGUUUGGUAGGUCACACCAUCAUGAAGGCAAAAUUAUUCAUGCAGCAUUUGUGGACACUAAGGCAAGCUGACGGUAAUCGGUUCGAUUGGGAUCAACCAUUGCCACCGAAGCUGCAAAAUGCGUGGAAGGAAUUCCACACCACCAUAGAUAUUUUACGCCAAAUUAAAAUACCACGAUUCGUAUCGCUGCCAAGUGCAAUCAAGUUCGAAUUGCAUUUUUUCGCCGAUGCAUCCGAAAGAGCGUACGGAACAUGUUGCUACGUACGCGCUGAAACAACACACCAAAUAUCUGUUCAGCUUAUGGCAUCAAAAUGUAAAGUAACACCACUUUCAACACAUCACACUAUCGCAAGAUUAGAGCUCUGUGCUGCCCGGUUGGCUACACAGCUCUAUAAAAAGGUGUCCGGCUCCCUGAAAAUCUCACCUACACAAGUUCACUUUUGGUCAGACUCUACGACUGUUCUACAAUGGCUACGCUCAGCGCCAGGACGCUGGAAGACAUUUGUGGCCAACCGUGUUUCGUAUAUCCAGCAAGCAACUACGAUCGACAAUUGGAAACAUAUUGCCGGCGUCGACAACCCUGCAGACGAUAUCUCGCGGGGACUGAAUCCACCAGAAAUUGUAAACAGCACACGAUGGUGGACCGGACCUAGUUGGCUUACCCUCGCUUCAGAAUUUUGGCCUGUUGGAGCUCUACCAACUGAUGAACUACCCGAAACUAGAACGGAAGGCAAAAACGUUCCGUUAGUCGCUAUGUCUACGACACAAUGCAGCUUCAAUGAGUAUUUAUUCGCUCGAUAUUCGGAUUAUUCACCAUUGCGACGAACUACAGCCUAUUGCCUUCGUUAUCUACAAAAUUUGCGCAACCGUUCCAUCGUUCGCAAAACCAACCCAACAUUGAAGAACUUUUUUGCAGCCGAUAUUGCACUGUGCCGAAUGGCACAACAAGACAGUUUUUGGGAAGAACGCAACAACAUCGCCAAUGGCAUUCAAUUAUCCAAGCCCAAUACUCUCAAAUGGCUUAAACCUUUUUUGGAUUCAAUGGGAGUCAUUCGAGUUGGCGGUCGUUUAGAUAAUGCCGCACUAUCUGAGAAAGUGAAACAUCCGAUAUUGUUAAAGGGCAAUCAUCCUUUGAGUACCCUUAUAGCUAACUAUUAUCACAAGGUUCUUCUACACGCUGGUCCGCAAUUAAUGCUAGGAACUCUACGUCAGAAAUAUUGGUUUCUUGGAGGAAGAAAUCUUGUGCGUCAAGUAUACCAUAAAUGCCAUACAUGUUUUCGUUUCAAGCCAGUGUUGAUCAAGCAAAGCACCGCUGAUUUGCCAGCAUCACACGUCACCCCCACUCGCCCAUUUUCUGUUUGCGGAAUCGAUUAUUGUGGGCCCUUCUUCAUAAAGUCAGCUGCCCGAACUCGUGGUCCAACGAAGGUGUACGUUGCCAUUUUUAUAUGCUUUUCUACUCGAGCGGUGCACAUUGAACUUGUGGGUGAUCUCUCCACCGCUGCCUUUUUGGCCGCACUCAGACGCCUAGUUGCUCGACGGGGAAUAAUCUGUGAACUGCACUCCGAUAACGCCACAGCAUUCAAGGGAGCCGCCCAUGCACUCAAUAAAGUAUAUCGAAUGUUGAAGCUGGAAGAACCGGAACGAAAUAAGAUUUUUGAUUGGUGUGCGAACCACGGGAUAAAGUGGAAGUUCAUUCCGCCCAGAGCUCCUCACUUCGGAGGCCUCUGGGAAGCCGCCGUAAAAUCUACUAAAUUUUACCUUCUGAAAAGCGUGGAAAUGUGCCUCAAUUCACGGCCAAUUACACCAAUACCGUCGGAAUCGUCAGAUUUAGAGGCCCUGACACCGGGACACUUCCUGGUAGGCUCUAAUCUUCAAGCUGUCAGCGAACCACCCUUAAUAAGUAUACCAGCAAACCGGCUCAAUCAUUGGGAGCAAACCCAGCAACAUGUACAACGUAUCUGGGCUCGAUGGUACCCGGAGUAUCUCCAACAACUGCAGUCUCGUGCAUCAAAUAGCUGCAGUCCGCCAGUUAAAAUUGAACCAGGAAGAAUUGUCGUCGUUCGAGAAGAUAAUGUGCCACCAACCAAGUGGCCGCUUGCGAAGAUCACCGCCAUACAUCCUGGAAAAGACGGAAUCGUUCGAGUCGUCACACUAAAAACAGCCGCUGCAGACAACGUCGUUCGACCCGUAGCAAAAAUUGCUUUGCUUCCGAUGCCCACUGAUGGCAUCCUGCCAACCAUCGAUCGUUAG